AUGCAAAAACAUUUUGGUUCUCCCAUUGAUAAAAAAGCAAUGAUGCAAAGAAACAAUACAUCUCUAAGGAAUUUGGCAGAAAAGUCAAAAUUCGCCAAACAAUAACUCAGUAAAAAAAGAAGUCAAUCCAUAAAUCUAUAAGAAUAAGAUGAGCCUUCUGUUCAUAAUUCUCAACCUUUAGAGACAAUGAGGGUAUCCCAACCCAGUUUUCCCUUAGUUCAGCAAAGUCCUAAUGAAUGUUUUUAAAAAGUUCUCGGGUCUAAAGAAGGAUCGAGAGACGGUAGUGGAGAAGAAGAUGAUAGAAAUGUUGCUAACGUUAUAAAACCCUCUAAGAUUAAAAGAUUAUCUCGUAUAAAGGAUACUGAACCAUCAUAAUCUCUCAAAUUCUCACUUAUCAUAACUCAAUAAAGUAGAUUAAAAUAAACGUGGGAUGCAAUCAUUUUUAUAGUAUUAAUAUAUGUUUGUGUAUUUACACCGUAUAAGAUGACAUUCAUAGAUGAUGGAGAAUUCCCUUUUUGGGAUGACUUCGAUAACUCAAUUGACUUUUUGUUUAUGGUCGACAUCAUCUUCACAUUUCUCUGUUCUUAUUAUGAUGAAGAGAAUAAUCUAGUCAAAGAUCAUAAACUAAUUGCCAUCAACUACUUAAAAGGGUGGUUUGCUGUGGAUCUAAUAUCUUGUUUUCCAUUCUAAUUCAUAUUUCAAGAUUAUGAUAAAUCGAGAAACAUUACGAGAUUGUCAAAACUGCCAAAAAUAUAUCGAGUCAUCAAAAUGAUUAAAAUAUUUAGAAUGAUCUAAUUGAAGGAUUUAGAGUACAUAAAGGUUAUUAACAUCAAUAUAGGAAGUGAAAGAUUUCUUUAUGCAUUCUUUUUGUUGAUAUUCAGUUGUCAUAUAACUGGAUGCAUUUGGUUUUUCAUAGCAUCUCUCUCAGAAGAUCCUGAUUGGGAAUACAAUUUCAUCUCUGGAUAUGAUCAAUAUAUUGUCUCCUUGUAUUGGGCAGUAUAAACUAUUUUAACGGUUGGAUAUGGCGAUGUCAAAGUCUACAAGUGGCCUUCAUAUCUUUUUGCUAUCUUUUGGAUGUUAGUCUCAGUCUACAUAUUUUCUUUUGCUGUUGGUUCUUUAGCAUCAUUUUUAGAUAGAAUGGAUCACGCAAAUUCCAUUUAUGUUCAUAGAGUUUCUACUUUGAAGAACAUUAAAAAAGAAUUCCAUAUUUCAAAUGCUAUAUUCUAAAAGGUAAAGAAUGAAUUGAAAUCAGGUAAGAAAAACCUUUUAUUGAAUUACAAUACUCUUUUGGAAGAUCUACCUCCUUAAUUAAGGGUUGAAUUAUCAUUCAUAAUGAAUAAGUAAUUGUAAGAGGAAAUUAAAUAUUUCCAAGAUAAAGCACCUACUUUUAUAGCUGCAAUAGGACCUGUUCUAACACCAUUGAAAGUAGGAGCUCAUGAAUAUUUAUUUAUGACUGGUGAUAACGCAGAAGAAGUAUACUUUGUUAAAAGCGGAAAGCUUGCUCUAGUGAUUCCAGAUAACGAGAAUUUCAAAUUCCUAAUGAUCAAACCAGGAUCUUAUUUUGGUGAAAUUGAUAUCUUGUUUUAUGGGGAAAAAAGAAAAUACACAAUUAUGACAACAAAAAAAUGCGAAUUUUAUGUACUAUCAAAAAAGCACUUCAAACUCAUAUAUUUAAAUUAGUUCAGAGAUGAAGGAGCAAAAAUGAUUAAAGAGGCUCAAAAAAGAAAAUAAAUGAUUAAAUCAGCCUAUGAAGAAGCAAUCCAAUUUAUUGAAGUUCAUGGUGAGAAGUAAUUUAAAAGAAAUUAACAGCGUUCUUGUUCUAUUCAACUCAAACAUAUGAAUUCUGUCUCAAGCUCUAAGAGCCAGUAAGAAAUGUCAGUCUCAAAUCAAAAGUUCUAAUUAGAAAAAAUAAUUUAAGAAGAGAAUGAAGAUGAUGAUCAAGAGAGAGAAACUGAAGCCUUUAUGUCACUAAUGGAUAGAUAAUAGUUUAAAAAAAAAAUGACUCAACUUGAAAAAUAAAUCUAGUAAAAAGAUCACACCAUUUAAGCUAUCUAAUAAGAACUUGAUGAACUAAUGACUGAAAUCCAAUUGAAAAAUUUGGAUGCCUUAUAGGAGAAAAUUAAAGUGCCCAAAACUUUUGAAGAGCAUUUACAAUAACGACGCUUUUUAAAGGCCAAUCAAAAAUUAAAAGAAGAAUUGAAUAAAAGAAAAAGUAGGAAAGUUUCAUUACGUUUCUCAUUUAAGUAAACAACUUCCCUAAGUGAGUCAGAAAAUAAUCGUAAUUCACUCUCUCCUUUAAUAUUGGAUGAUGAAUAAGAUUGA
Messenger RNA from Paramecium tetraurelia, 2322 nucleotides. RefSeq lists its product as uncharacterized. Gene Ontology annotation, cellular component: membrane. The record is from RefSeq and is a predicted model, not a curated record. Gene Ontology annotation, molecular function: voltage-gated potassium channel activity. Lineage: Eukaryota; Ciliophora; Oligohymenophorea; Peniculida; Parameciidae. Gene Ontology annotation, biological process: transmembrane transport; potassium ion transport. The transcript has 5 exons.